This is a messenger RNA of Ictalurus punctatus (channel catfish), 1995 nucleotides long. RefSeq lists its product as uncharacterized. NCBI's taxonomy places the organism in Eukaryota, Metazoa, Chordata, Actinopteri, Siluriformes, Ictaluridae. The transcript is spliced from 5 exons. The record is from RefSeq and is a predicted model, not a curated record. Gene Ontology annotation, biological process: response to bacterium. The coding region runs from base 47 to 739 and encodes 230 amino acids.
CACCACUGCAGAGACUGAAAUCUCUCCCCCUCAAGUCAGAGAAGAAAUGGCCAGGUUGCUGUUUAUACAGCUGAUGAUCGGUGUAUUCACCUCGAGGCUUCUUCAGAUCACUUUAGCAGACAUCAUAUCUGUUCCUCAUGGAGAAAACAUCACCCUGGUCUGUAACAUCACUAAUGAUUCGGACAUACUGUGGUAUCGACUUACAUCCCAGGAGGUGAAACUGCUCGUAACUGCUAAAAAAGGAAAACUGGAUGCACAUUUUUCCCCCAAGGACAGUGUCGAGGAGAGUCACUUUGAUGUAACCGAAGACAGCAGUUUAGUGAUUAUUGGAGUUAGAGAGACAGAUUUGGGAUUUUAUUAUUGUGGACGUCGAAACACCACACACAUGCAGUUUGGGAAACCAAUGAGACUGAAUAUUACAGACAACAGAAAUCAAGUUGUUUCCUCAUCUACAUCUCUGGAUCGCUCCCAGAUAAUAACUAUAAUCCUAACAUGUGUGUGUUCCAUCUCUUUCCUAAUAAACAUCAUCUGCAGCUGUAUGUUCUGUUCCCGAGUACAAGGAAAGUCAAUAUCACCAAAAACAUGCUGCAGUGACACCAACACCACUUGUUCACCUGAGAAGGAAAUGAAUCUGCACUAUGCCACUUUCACACACAACAGUGAACCCACGGAUAGAAGCACAUCAGAUUUGGACAGAUUAGGAGUGAUCUAUGCUGGAAUCAGACAUUUACCAGCCUGACAUGACCUGCGUCUGAUUACAGAUCUGUACCAAUAUGAUGAGGAAAUUAUUUAUGUAAACUCCAUGCUAUUAUUAUUAUUAUUUAUAUUAUAUAUCAGCAGUGUAAACACUUUACAGUAUUUCCUUAUAUUACACGAGCAAAAAAAAAUGUGUAAAAUGGCAUUUCAUGUCAUGAACUCAAGUAACAUGUCACAUCAGCUGAAUCACGCUCGCUUCUGAAGAAGGUUCUGUCUCAUCGUUAUUUUUGCUUUUGUCCUUAAAAAAAUAUAUAUAAUAAUAUAAAAUGUCCAGGCUGCAUGCUCUCAAAUUCAGAUUCAGCAAUGUUAUUAUUUUAUCAGUUUCAGAAUCAGCGAUUUCAGCUGAGGCAUAAGCUCUUCCAGACAAAUGCAUUUUAAGUGCUGGUACGUCUUUAAAUAGUGUAACGUGAUACACAGAUUUAUAAUUUUGUACAUUGAGCUUCACAUCAGAUCCUACAUCAUACAGGUCUUUCCUGUAUUUACAACUUUUAAAAUGUCAUUGUCACACCAGUCAGGGAUAUCUGAUUACCCUUCCUGAAAAGGCACUUCUUAAUUUAUCCCACUUCAUUUCCUGUUCACAGACUAUGUAAUAGUCCUUAUUACUAUGUAAUAGUUUCUUGCUAUCUGUUUUUAAUAUAAAAUUUAUCUAGUCUUUCAGCACGUAUUCCUGUUUAACUUAUUCAUUGAUUGGGGAUUACAGAAGCCUGCAGAGGGUGGACACGCCCCCUUUAACAUUGGUGGGGCUACUGUGGAAAGAGUUAGGAGUAUCAAAUUCCUUGUGGUGCACCUCACAGAUGACCUGACUUGGUCCUUUCACACAAACACAAUGGUGAAAUCUGCUUAUCAGUGACCCUACUUCCUGCAAAGUGUAAGGAAUUUUGGUUGCCUCCCAACAUCCUGAAUAACUUCUAACAUCCUGACUAAGUGCAUGCCUGGUUUCGCUGAACUCAUUAUUGGCAACAAACUACCAGCCUUGCAGGAUAUCUUCCAUACAGAAUGUGUGAGGAAGACUCACAAUAUCACCACAGACCACAAUCACCGAGCAUACAGACAGUUUACCAGACUGCCAUCAGGCAGACGGUACUGCAGCAUUCAAUCCAGAACCAACAGGUUGAGGAACUGUCCUGAAUAAACUAUAAUCCACUCAUAUGUAAAUAUACUAUAAAUUAUAUACUAUAGAGCUGUAGAGUAUUUUGAGCACAUGACAAAUAAACUUGAAACUGAAACUAUAAGACUGUA